This is a messenger RNA of Spodoptera littoralis (African cotton leafworm), 1722 nucleotides long. The record is from the annotation of a GenBank genome assembly. Lineage: Eukaryota; Metazoa; Arthropoda; Insecta; Lepidoptera; Noctuidae.
AGUAACUUCAAAACAUUGCGCUUAAAUGACGACGAACUAACAUCACCAUCCUCUGAUGAGAAGAUGGACACAGGAUCAGAAUCCUUCCGAUCCCAGGAUACACCCAACUCAGUCCUAUCAUCAGACUUCGAGGGAGACCAUCCAGAACCGAAUGGGGUUUUAAGACUUCAGAACCCAGAAAUCCAUCGUUUAACAGAAUCUGAUAAAUUUAACGAUAGCCUCAUAACUAAGAUGUCAAAUUUGCACUUAGAUUCACCUCGACCUAAGAAUCUAGGAAUUAGUCCCCCAAAAUUUAGUUCAACUUUAACUUUAACCACGAAUCACCCCCUAAUGAGUCCGGAUGAGAAUUAUCCGGAUCUGAUCCCCAAAAAAGUUCCGAAAAUCGAUGAGGAAAAAGACUUGAGCCUAUCGAGUAUUGAAGAUGAGAGGGCUAAUGAGAAUAAUGGCUUCUACAGCCCACAAAGGAAUACGUCGAAAAACAAUUUGUAUUUUACGGAUCCUUUCGUAACGGCUGAAAGUCAAGAUUUUACUGGUUUGGAUCUCACAGUGCCCCCUGAUGUGGCGAGGGUGGAUAAGAUGGAACGGAGGAAGAUUGUGCCGAAGUUAAGAGAUGGGACGCCUCAGAAGGUGGAUGCUAUGUUGAAGUUUAUCGAUGAGAAGACUAAGCAGAGUACUCCCAAGUCUUUGCCGGUUGAUAUCACUGUCAAUGAGGAGUUUCAUUCGGUUGCCGAGUGGUGCGAAUCUCCGUCCCAUCUCAGGUCGAUGCCCAACUUUGAGCUGCCGAUCGAGAUGUCCAGCAGUAUAGGAAUGCAUAACGAUCUAGACUCCCCAGAUGUAAUAUCAGCAUCGACACAAGAGGAUAGGUCAGCGUACCAGGCGCUCCUAGACCCUUACACCGGCAGCGUCGCGUUGCGCCAUACACCGGCACCUCACCGGAGUCCAGGAACACAACGGAGGAAGAUACAACUGCCCCCAGAAGAAGACAGAUGUAGCCUGGACAGCGUCAGCGCGUGCUCCAUGGAGUCUGAAGACGAACCAGCAGACCCUCAGGAGUUGGGAACUGCGCCGAUCAACCAGCACCUGGUACUUAGUGAUGAUGAGGGCAGUAAAAUGUCAAAAUCAACAAACACGCUAUCAGAAGGCAGCGACCCCAUCCCGGAGUACUCCGCGGCGGAGGAGCUGAGCAACGAGCGCGCCUGGAUCACUGUGCCCAGACCUGGGGGACAUGUCACUUGUGAUAUGAAGGUCAUUGAACCGUACAAGCGUGUGAUAUCCCACGGCGGCUACGACGGAGGCGGAGCAGCGCUCAUAGUGUUCAGCGCGUGCCAUCUACCGGACUGUGCGAGACCGGACUAUACUUAUUGUAUGGAUAAUCUGUUCCUCUAUGUGAUCUGGACAUUAGAACGCCUGGUGACAGACGACUACGUGCUGGUCUACCUCCACGGCAGCGCCGGCAGGAGACGACUGCCCACCUUCCACUGGCUACACGAGUGCUAUAAACUUAUUGAUCGAAGAUUACGUAAGAGCCUGAAACAUCUAUAUCUAGUACAUCCCACGUUUUGGCUGAAAUCAUUUGUCAUAUUGACAAAGCCUUUUGUGAGUUCAAAAUUCUUCCGCAAGCUAUCUUACGUCCGAAGUCUAGCGGAAUUGAUGCAGAAGGUCCCAGUGGAACCGAACGCAAUCCCCGAGCUUGUCAAACAAUACGACGCUACUCGACGGUAG